CUACAGUGUGUAGAAGUUAAAGGAAACUGAGUAGCAUCUGCCUUCAUCAUGUCUUCUGACCAAAACAAAAUGACUGUUGCUUCCUGCAAGACCACUAAUGAGGAGCAUCAGAGUGUAGUAAGCAUAGUGACAAGCUUACCAUUGGUCAGCUCAACUUAUGACAAGGUCUCUGAUGCAUACACUGCUACCAAAGAGAACCAUCCAAUCGUCAAGUUGGUAUGUGAUGCUGCAGAGACUGGAGUGAAGACAAUUGCCAUUGCCGCAGCUGGUACCGUGCAACCAAUUUUGACCAAACUUGAACCUCAUGUUGCAGCAGCAGAUGAAUAUGCCCACAAGAGCUUGGACAAGCUUAAGAAGAAACUGCCGAUUCUUCAACAGCCAGCUGCCCAGGUGACCUCAAAUGGUGAGGAGCUAGUUGUUUCCACAGUAACAGAAGCAAAAGAUACAGUCACUGGAAUGAUGGACAUGGCUAAAGAUGCUGUGCAAAGUAGUAUGGAUGCCACAAAAUCUACGGUGGCUAGUGGCAUUGAUAAAAUAAUGGAAUCAAGUGUGGCACACAAAGUUGCAUGUGGUAUUGAUGCACUGCUGGAGAAAUCUGAGGAGCUGGUGGACUACUACCUGCCGAUCACAGAUGAGGAACUAGUGAAGCUUGCAUCAUCACUGGAGGGGUUUGAGAUGGCUUCCAUUGAAGAGCAAAAACAGCAGAAGAGUUGCUACAUGCGUCUGGGUGCUCUUUCAACCAAACUCCACCAUCGUGCCUAUCUGAACACACUGGGCAAGCUGAAACUAUGUGCACAAAGCACCCAGGAAGCCCUGUCUCAGCUUCAGCAAACUAUUGACCUGAUGGAUUGUGUUAAGCAGGCUGUGGACCAGAAGCUUCAAAAUGGCCAUGACAAGAUGAACCAGAUGUGGCUGGCCUGGCUCAAGAAACAGCCAGGAAUGAGUGAGGACAACAUACCUGCACAACCAGAGAUGAUUGAAUCUCAAGCUCUGACUGCAGCCUGCAGAGUUAUCCAGCACUUAAAGGCCACCUCCCUUACCCUAAUGUCCAACAUCCAGGGCUUCCCAGCCAGUAUUUGCAACCAGAUACAACAGAUCAAAGGCAACAUUGAAGACCUGAAUGCUGCUUUCUCCACUGCUACUUCUUUCCAGGAUCUUUCUACCAGUCUCUUCUCCCAGAGCAGAGAGAAAGUGGCUGCCAUACGGCGGUCUCUAGAUGAGCUUCUAGAGUACAUGGUGCAUAACAUACCCCUCACCUGGCUUGUAGGACCCUUUACUCCAGCUGGAGAGCAUGUAGAAGAUGAUGAGGUGAAGGACUAGGCAAAAUCCUUAGUGACUUUCUGGUAAUAAAUUAGGAAGGUCUGGUUCCUUGCAAAGCACAUGAGGAGUGAGUUCUGUACCCUGUAGGAUGUUGAUUGUGGCCUGAAGGGAUAUUGGAAAAGUAGAAAAUCUGCACAAUUCAAUGAGUCUAGAACUCCUUCUUGCCAUGACAUUCACUUGUUCAUGGUUGUGAAAUCACAUGUAGGCUUGGUCACACAUACAACGUUUCUGUAUGCAUCCAAUUCCUGACAAGGGUUAGAUGCAUUUAUAGGGUAGAUCAGAAUGCUUCUGAUGCUGAAAAGGAAACUUUUU
Gavialis gangeticus (Gharial) is the source of this 1632-nucleotide messenger RNA. Its product is annotated as perilipin-3-like. Gene Ontology annotation, biological process: positive regulation of triglyceride storage; lipid storage. The record is from RefSeq and is a predicted model, not a curated record. The transcript is spliced from 8 exons. Gene Ontology annotation, cellular component: cytosol; lipid droplet. NCBI's taxonomy places the organism in Eukaryota, Metazoa, Chordata, Crocodylia, Gavialidae. The coding region runs from base 49 to 1320 and encodes 423 amino acids.